ACGCCAGAAUAAUGACAUUAGUUCGUUGCCUGUUUAUUAACCUUAAAAUAAGACGUGGGAAAUAUAAAUAAAGAGGUUUUUCAGUAUAUUUAAGUGUGUUUAAGACACAUGCUUUAUUGAUUUCAAUGUCUUGAUGCAAUGUUUUUUAAUUUAAUCUAAAGUAGAAUUUAAAAUCACGUAGUAGUACUAAGUACUAACCUGUGGCUACUGAUAUAAUAUUAGUGACUUUAUUCAGUAAUAUUUAUUGAUAUUAAAAAAUAUCAAAGUGCUCUCCUCAACAUCUUACUAUACUAUGUAAGAUUGGUGCAAUUUUGUAAAUAUAUAUUACAAAAAUUUAUUUUGGAUUUUGAAACAAUGUCAGAAACUGAACUAAUAAAAGACAAUAAUGAGGUUAACUUAGAAACUGAUAAUAUAAAAGAGGAAUAUGCAUAUCUGGACCGUGGUGGGUUUUCGUCUGAAAAGUUCAAAGUCGAAAUUAGAGGCCUCCCCAAAUUCUAUGGAAUAGUGGAACUGAAGAAGCUAAUGAAUCAGAAACUGGGUCUCAAUGCCAGCAAAAUCAAAAGACCAAAGAAUGGCAGUCAUUGGUUGUUUGCAUGUUUCCAAAACGAUGAGGACAGAUCCAAGGCAAUAAGCACUCUUAAUGGAUAUUCCUGGAAAGGUAAAACAUUGAUUGCCGAAGAAGCAAAACCAGCACCAGAUCCAUUGGUGAAGAAGAGAAAAAGAGAUGAAGAUUCAGUAAAUAUUAAAAAGAAGAAAGAAGACGAGAACAAGAGUCAAGAAGAAAGAUUAAAAGACGCUGUUACGCCAUAUUGGAACAUCCCUUACGAAGAACAGCUGGCACUAAAGGAGAAAGAAGUGAAGAACCUGUUAAUGAAAUUUGACAAUGAAGUAUGGAAAAUUGAUAAGAACAAACGUAAUUUAAUAGAAUCGAAACGUAAACUGUAUAAUGGACUAAGUUUCGAACUGAAGCCCAUACAAAGGUCGCCGAUCACGGCCGGGUAUAGGAAUAAAUGUGAAUUCACUGUGGGGAUCGAUGACGACACGGGGAAACCAACGGUCGGCUUCAGACUGGGGAGCUACGUUACCGGGACAGUCGGCGUGGCGCCAGUCGGCAGCUUGACUCAUAUAUCAGACAAAAUGAAACAAGCGGUUUUGCUGUUCCAGAAUUUUGUCAGGAAGUCCAAUAUGUCACCGUUCUCGCCCGCGGACUACUCGGGUUACUGGCGUUACCUCACUGUCAGAGAAUCCACUCAUAAUGGAGACAUUAUGCUGAUUGUGGCCAUGUAUCCACAGGAUUUGACAAAAGAUAAAUUGGAAGAACUGAAACGAGAAUUGAUUGAACAUUUCAGCUCCGAAGAGGCUCAGGCGUGUGGAGUUAAGUCUGUGUACUUUGAAGAAAUCACCAAAAAGAGGUCAGGUGAGGACGGCUCGAAGCCGAUACAUCUAAUGGGCGCAACUCAUAUAGUGGACACAAUACUCGGACUACAGUUCAGAAUUUCUCCAGAGGCGUUCUUUCAGAUCAACACGGCGGGUGCUAACAUAUUAUAUCAGAGCGCUAUAGACCUCAGCAACGUCAAUGAGAAGUCCACGUUGAUCGACAUCUGCUGCGGGACCGGUACCAUCGGCCUCUGUUUUGCCAAGCAUGUAGGGAAAGUCCUUGGUGUGGAGCUCGUGUCGGAAGCCGUUAAGGAUGCGAGGUCCAAUGCUGAGCUGAACUCUAUUGAUAACUGUUCGUUCUUUGCUGGUCGUGCUGAAGAUGUGCUGCCCUCUGUGCUGGCGAGGGCGACCUCUGAUGACGUCAUCGCGGUCGUGGACCCGCCCAGGGCUGGGCUACACAUGCGGGCCGUGACUCAACUCCGCAAUACUAAGAAGGUGUCCCGCUUGAUAUACAUAUCGUGUUCCCCGGCGUCGGCUGUCAAGAACUUCGUGGAUCUUUCCCGACCGUCAUCCAAGACGCUGCGGGGGGCGCCCUUCGUCCCCGUGCAGGCCGUGCCCGUCGACAUGUUCCCAUACACUAAACACGUUGAAUUAGCUGUUUUAUUUGAAAGAGAGGUUCAACCCAGUGAUGGUAAUGAGUGUGAAGUUGACGAGAAAGAAGUCAAAACAGAAGAAAACGCUGACGUUAAGAAAGAAGAAAAUAAUGUUAGUUUGGAAGAAAAUACACAGACGUGAUGAUAUUUCAAUGUUAAAAUUUAUAAAAUAAAUCAAUAUUAUAUACUA
Molecule: messenger RNA, 2220 nt
Organism: Danaus plexippus (monarch butterfly)
Lineage: Eukaryota; Metazoa; Arthropoda; Insecta; Lepidoptera; Nymphalidae
Product: tRNA (uracil-5-)-methyltransferase homolog A
Exons: 12
Coding region: 355-2172 (605 amino acids)
Biological process (GO): RNA processing
Molecular function (GO): RNA methyltransferase activity; nucleic acid binding
Source: RefSeq, a predicted model, not a curated record